GGCUGCCAGCCAGACUCCCGGAAAUCAUGCUGGUGGGAUCCCAGUCCUUCUCUCCGGGGGGGCCCAAUGGCAUCAUCCGCAGCCAGUCGUUUGCGGGGUUCAGCGGCCUUCAGGAGCGGCGGUCCAGAUGUAACUCCUUCAUUGAAAAUUCUUCCGCUCUCAAGAAGCCUCAGGCCAAACUGAAGAAAAUGCAUAAUUUAGGACACAAAAACAGCAGCCCCCCCAAGGAGCCGCAGCCUAGGAGGGUGGAAGAGGUCUACAGGGCCUUGAAAAGUGGACUUGACGAAUACCUGGAGGUUCACCAGACGGAGCUGGACAAGCUGACCGCCCAGCUGAAGGACAUGAGGAGGAACUCUCGCCUGGGUGUGCUGUAUGACCUAGACAAGCAAAUCAAGUCGAUUGAACGAUACGUGAGACGCCUGGAGUUUCACAUCAGCAAGGUAGACGAGCUCUACGAAGCCUACUGUAUCCAGCGACGCCUCCAGGACGGCGCCAGCAAGAUGAAGCAAGCCUUCGCCGCGUCCCCCGCCAGCAAGGCCGCCCGCGAGAGCCUGUCCGAGGUGCACCGGAGCUACAGAGAGUACACGGAGAACAUGUGCACCAUCGAGGUGGAGCUCGAGAGUCUGCUGGGCGAGUUCUGCAUCAAGAUGAAAGGUCUGGCCGGCUUCGCGCGGCUCUGUCCUGGAGACCAGUACGAAAUUUUCAUGAAGUACGGCCGUCAGCGGUGGAAGCUGAAGGGGAAGAUCGAGGUCAACGGCAGGCAGAGCUGGGACGGCGAGGAGGCGGUGUUCCUGCCCCUGAUCGCCGGGCUCAUCUCCAUCAAGGUCACAGAGGUCAAGGGGCUCGCAACCCACCUCCUGGUGGGCAGCGUGACCUGCGAGACCAAAGACCUGUUUGCAGCCCGACCUCAGGUGGUGGCCGUGGACAUCAAUGACCUCGGCACCAUCAAGCUGAACCUGGAGAUCGCCUGGUACCCCUUCGACGUGGAGGACGUGACCCCAUCCUCGGGCACCGGGAACAAGGCGGCCGCCCUGCAGAGGCGGAUGUCCAUCUACAGCCAGGGCACCCCGGAGACGCCCACCUUCAAGGAUCACGCCUUCUUCAGGUGGCUGCAGCCGUCCCCGGACAAGCGCCGGCGGCUGUCGGUCCUGACUGCCUUGCACGACACGCUCUUGGCCAAGCUGCACCGCAGCCGCUCUGUCUGCGACCUGCCCUCGCUCGGGCUGAGGCCCCCGGCCGCGCGCGAGUCCUAUUCCCAUCUCCCCGAUGACAUCUUUGAGAACAGAAAGGCCUCCGAGGAGAAAAUGCCACUGUCGCUCAGCUUCAGCGACCUGCCCAACGGGGACUGUGCCCUCCCCUCCAGCCCAGCCAGCUCCCUCCCCAGCACGUGCCCGGCCAACCCCGAAAUCACCAUCACCCCCGCGGAGCUGCCCCAGGGCGGCCUGGGCUGCCAGAGCGAGGGCACAGAUGACUCCAGCUCAGCAUCUUCCGGAAGCUCCUCAGCCGGUGGCCCGGGGCCCAAGCCGCCCCUGGAGGAGGAAGACGCCGAGGGGCCCCAGGGAGCCGAGGCCGAAGCCCGCCGAGUGCCCGAAGGGGCCGGGGCCGGGCGCCUGUACCUCGAGAAGGACGUGGCGGAGGCUCUUCUGCGGGAGUCAGACGAGGCCUCGGAGCUCAAGCCCGUGGAGCUGGACACCUUCGAAGGCAACAUCACGAAGCAGCUGGUCAAGAGGCUGACCUCGGCCGAGGUGCCGGCCACCACGGAGAGGCUGCUGUCCGAGGGCUCGGUCAGCGGAGAGUCGGAAGGCUGCCGGUCCUUCCUGGACGGCGGCCUGGAGGACGCGUUCCACGGGCUCUUCCUUGCGCUGGAGCCUCAUAAAGAGCAGUACCAGGAGUUUCAGGAUCUGAACCAGGAGGUCAUGCAUUUGGACGACAUUCUCAAAUGCAAGCCCUCGGGAAGCCGCAGCUCGCCCUCCAGCCUGAGUCUGACGGUGGAGAGCGCUCUCGAGAGCUUUGACUUCCUGAACACGUCCGACUUCGAUGAGGACGACCCGGAGGAGGGUGGCCCCGCGGGAGGCGGCGCCGACUCGGUGUUUUCAGACACGGAGACGGAGAAACACAGUUACCGGUCGGCUCACCCGGAGGCCAGGGCGCACCUGAGCGAGGCGCUGACGGAGGACACGGGCGUGGGGACGAGCGUGGCGGGCAGCCCCCUCCCGCUGACCACGGGGAACGAGAGCCUGGACAUCGCGAUCGUCAGGCACCUCCAGCAGUGCACCCAGCUCGUGCAGCAAAUCGUCUUCUCGAGCAAAACCCCCUUUGUGGCGAGAAGCCUCCUUGAGAAGCUGUCCAGGCAAACCCAGGUGGUGGAGAAGCUGGCGGCCGUGAGUGAGGAGAACAUGGGGAACAUCAGCUCUGUCGUGGACGCCAUCCCAGAAUUCCACAAGCAGCUGUCCCUGCUGUCCUUCUGGACCAAGUGCUGCGGCCCGGCGGGCGUGUACCACAGCUUGGCAGACAGGGUGGUCAAGCAGCUGGAGGCCACCUUCGCCAGAGCCGUCAACACAGACUACCCAGGGCUGGCCGACCCGGUGUUCCGGACCCUGGUGUCCCAGAUCCUGGACCGGCCGGAGCCCCUGCUGCCCUCCAGCCUCUCCUCGGAGGUGGUCACCGUCUUUCAGUAUCACAGCUACUUCGCCAGCCACGGAGUGAGCGACCUGGAGAGCUACCUGCGCCAGCUGGCCAAGCAAGUCUCCGUGGUGCAGGCACUGCAGUCCCUGCGAGAGGAGCAGCUGCUCCAGGUGGUCAGCGGCCUGCCGGCCCAGCAGGAGGUGCUCCGGACGCUGGCUCUGCUCCUGACCGGGGGCGACAGGGGCGUCGGCCGGGCCGUGAGGCUCUACCUGGAGGCCGCCUCCGGAAACCAGCAUUUCAGGGAGAAGGCCUUGCUCUACUACUGUGAAGCCCUGUCGGCCAGCGACCUGCAGCUGCAGAAGGCGGCCUGCCUGGCGCUUCAGAGUCUGCAGGCCACCGAGAGCAUCAAGAUGCUGGUGACGCUGUGUCAGUCCGACGUGGAAGAAAUCAGAACCGUGGCCUCCGAGACCCUCCUGUCUCUGGGAGAAGACGGGCGGCUGGCCUACGAACAGCUGGACAAGUUUCCCCGAGACUGUGUCAACGUCGGAGGCCGUCACGGGACCGAAGUGGCCACGGCCUUUUAGUAGCCAGCGGGCUCUGCCUGUCCGCUGUUUAUCAAAUGGCCAUUUAUUCAAGAGGGUGCUGUGAUUCGGCUGGAAGUCCGCCGCGUUGCAGACAGAGCUCAGCCGGGCGCCGCGGCUCCGCCGCCGCUUCCUGUGGCCGGCACAGCAGGGCCGUGUGUGACCGGUGGACUGAUUGCGUCGCCGACCGCGUCCGACGGUACUUAGUAAAAGAGCCCGUCGUCUCUGAUAUGUGUGGGAUUUCAAAAUAGCCAUCUUCAUGUGUAUGGGAUUUCAAAAUAGCCAUCUUUGUACUUUUGGGGAAGUUCUGCUGUGCGCUUGAAACAGUCCUGUGACUCUGCGAUCGAUGUCCUGCGGCUUGCGGUUUUUCUCUGUUGUGCUCUCAG
Molecule: messenger RNA, 3592 nt
Organism: Miniopterus natalensis
Lineage: Eukaryota; Metazoa; Chordata; Mammalia; Chiroptera; Miniopteridae
Source: RefSeq, a predicted model, not a curated record